This is a messenger RNA of Fundulus heteroclitus (mummichog), 3163 nucleotides long. RefSeq names its product coiled-coil domain containing 39 (gene ccdc39). NCBI's taxonomy places the organism in Eukaryota, Metazoa, Chordata, Actinopteri, Cyprinodontiformes, Fundulidae. The coding region runs from base 31 to 3045 and encodes 1004 amino acids. The record is from RefSeq and is a predicted model, not a curated record. Gene Ontology annotation, cellular component: axoneme. The transcript is spliced from 20 exons. Gene Ontology annotation, biological process: inner dynein arm assembly; cilium-dependent cell motility; cilium movement.
GCUCCUGGUCGCGCGCGCAGCCCUCUUGUGAUGAACCGCGCGCGGUUGCCACGGGCGACCGCUAACAAUCGGUACGAACGAGAAAAGCGAUAUCCCUGCUCUUGUUUGCGGACAUUUCGGAGUUUUUUUCCCUCUUCUCUUCUUUAUCAAGGCAGGAAAAUGGCAAGCGUUAACACCACUGGGUGCGACGACUCUGCGUUAGACGGCAUACUGUUUGAAAUCGGCUGGGAUAAGCGCUUCUCCCUGCCCGAGCUGAGCGCAGCUAACAAAGCUCUGCUGGAGGAGGUUUAUAAAGCAGAGAUGGAGCUUCUGCAGGAGGACAACCAAAUCAAGAUAGUUGCAGACAGGAAGCAGUCGAUGGCUGAAUACCUGCAAAGUGCUAAGCUAGAGCUGGUCAACACUGAGGCUCUGUGGAAGGCAAAUGAAAAAGAGAUCGAGGUGACGAAGCACCUGACGGCCCUGGCAGAGCGAGAGUCGGGUCGACUCGCCCAGCUGGCAGCUCAGACUGAAGCAGAGCUCAGGUCUUCAGAAGAGAGGAUCGACUUGUUAGAGAAGAACUUGUUAAAGGCAAAUCAGAAGCUUGAGGAGUUCCGGAUUCAGAUGGACUGGGACCAGCAGACGAUGGACGACUUCUUAGAGGAGUCGGCUCAAAAGGAUGACGACUUGAUGGCCAUCAUCAAAUACGCCCAACAGGAUGAGCAGACGAUCAAGGCCCUCACCCUGGCUAUAGAGAAGAAGUCCGUGGAGGCCAAUGAAAAGCGCAAAGCACUCGACAAAGAGUUAACCGAGACCCGGUCUGCACAGUUAGCUUUGGACAAGACUUUGGAGAAUAUACAACAAGCUCGCUCAGAGAUCCAGCAGCUCUUCCAUCAAUGUGAAAACACCAUCACGCAGAAAAAGCAACUAGACUCCGAUAUGCAACGAUGUGCCUGGAAUCUUGCUCAGGGCAAGCAGCAAAUCAGGGAGAGGAACGCCAGCAUUGCUGAAAUGAAGCACAUGCUGGAUGCUCAGAGGAACAACAACUCAGAGCUUCAGAGGAACAUCGCUGCAAAAAAGAAGCAGGCGGCCAUGUUACGGCAGGACCUGAAGAAGCAGGAGGAAAACCUGGCCAGCAUGCAGGAUGAGCUUGAUGGUUACAAAACCACGCUGGACAGACACAGGUCUGAUGUGAGGUCUGUGACAUCCCAAAUAUCCAGAAUGAAGAAAGACAUCGAGCGCAACAACCAAAAAUUGGAGGAGGCAGAGGCCUACAAUGCUGCACUGAAAGAGAAGCUGAGAGCGGUGACCCAGAGUGCUCUCAGUGAGGAGGGGAGAGCUGCUCAGAUGGAGCAGAUCCUUAAGGAAACUGACCAGGCCAUCAAGAAGUUGGAAGACCAGCAGCAUGACCUCAUGGAGGAUCUGUUCCGCCAGAAACACAAUUUCCAACUUGUCAAAACAAAGGAGAAGAACCUUUUGGCCCAGAUUUCAAAGAAUAAAUUCACCAUUACCAGCUUGCUGAGCCAGCUCACAAAGCUGGAGAAAGAACUGAUCAGACAGCAGAUGAUCAUGAACAGCCAGGACUCUAAGAUAAUUAUGCUUCAAAGCAAAUUAGCUCGGCUGCAGGGUGAAAUUCACUCAGAUGAAAAAGAGACGUUGGAGAAGAAACUUGCUCAGUGGACUGAAGAUCUGGAGGAAAGGAAACAGAUAGCCAGAAGCCUCAAGAAUGCCCUUAUGGAGUGUGAGGUGGACAUCCGCUGUUCGAGGAAAGAGAUGGAGAAGUCAGUGGCCCAGAAGAAAGAGCUGACUGACAUGGUAGACUGCUUGGCGCUGCUUUGUAGCAACAAAGAAAAGGAGUUGAAGAAGCUCAGACUAAAGAAACAGGAUGCCAUAGUGGAGAACAACCUCUUGAAGGUGGAGGUGAAGCGUGUCAGGGACCUUGUCUAUUUAGAAGCAGACAGCAUGCUGUCGCUGGAGAUGAGAAGGUUAGAGCUGCAGAAAGCCAUGAAAAAGAGGGAGGAUGAGAUCAAAGUUUACUCAGAAAUGCUCCGACAGCAGCUCAAGCUCACUGAGCAGGACCGGCAGAGUCUGAGCAUUGAAUUCAAUGAAAAACUGUCCAAAAUUGAGACGAUGAAGAAACGAUUUGAGAUCAUGGAACAGUCGAUGGCUGGUCCUGAGGGGGAGAAAUCCCAGGUGUACUUAAUCACUAAGGCUGCACAAGACAAGGAGGAACUUAGACGGAAAGGAGAUGAAUUAGACGCUAAAGUCCGCAAGAUGGAGCUUGAAACUAAAGCUCUGGAGAACACCAUCCAGCUGUUUACCGAUCGCUCCUCUUUGUUUUGCAACUCCCUCAGCAAAGUGAACAAAUCCAGUCCAGAGUACCAGGAAAAAGUAAAGCUGGAGGAACAUCUGAAGGCCACUGAGGAGACGCUGAAGUUCAAGAAACAACAAGUGCUGGAGCUACGCCAGGACAUACAGGACAUGAACGACACCUGGGAGAGACUGCUGCAAGAGGAGAGGGACAAGACAGAUAAGAUCCACCACAAACAGACUCUCAUUGCUAAACUGGACAAAGAAGCAGCUUCUAUGCAGGAGAAAAUUGGCAGAGCAACAAAGCAGUUCACCAAACUGACCAAAGAGAUUCGCGCAGGAAAAAACACCAACACUGAGACUGUUGAGGAGCAAGACAUCAAACUGAAAGAGUUAAAGGAAUUCAACAAAACUAUCAACAAGAUGGUGAAGAAGGCCAUGGAAGAUGAUCCUGAGCUGAGACUGGUGCUGGAGCCAUGCUUUCAGGAGGCCAGUCUGCUCCCCCCAUCUCCUUCCUCCACCAUCAGCAGCCAGCGCAGCUCCAAGAUGAGCUCGUGCCGCAGCUCCAUGUCUCUCAGGUCUCCUGUAUCCUCAGCUGGCAGCAGCCCUCGAGGAUCUUCAUUUUCCUCUCCUCGGGUGACAACUGUGAACCUGGACUUGGAUCUGAGCGGUGCCUGUCCUCCUCGCUCUCCGCCUAAAUGCCCCAGCUCUGCAAGCAGCUCUGGCAGCAACAGCAGCAAAAAGACAAAGAAGCCCUAGUGGGCUGGUCCUCUGAUCUCUUACUUCUCACCAGGUCCUUACAGAUGUGCAGAAAGAAUAAUUACACACUUCUUACUAUGGGCUGAGCAUAAUCUAAUUUUAGCUGAACUCACACAGA